Molecule: messenger RNA, 1230 nt
Organism: Cicer arietinum (chickpea)
Lineage: Eukaryota; Viridiplantae; Streptophyta; Magnoliopsida; Fabales; Fabaceae
Product: auxin-responsive protein IAA31
Biological process (GO): regulation of DNA-templated transcription
Cellular component (GO): nucleus
Source: RefSeq, a predicted model, not a curated record
AUAAAGAUUUAUAAGUUCCAACCAACCAACCAAAACUUAAAAAAUAGUAAUUAAUUGAAAACCGUGUAACUUAGGCCUUGUGGACAUGUCGCCCACCCUCAUGGCAAAUCAAAACCAAUGAGAGACUCUUUCUCUAUCUCUCUCACUUGCCUUUGCUUUUGCUUUUCUUUCUCUCUCUUUUCUAAUAUAUAUAUAUAUAUAUAAGACUAAGGAGCCUAAGGUGACGGCUUUUGUUUUGAGCAUUGAUUGAGAGAUAUGGGAACAUUAGAACAACAAAUUGAUGCUUAUCAAACCCAAUCAUCUUCAUCUUCUUCUUCUUCAAUUGAUAGUAAUAACUAUCCUUCAUCACUCUGCCUCUCAACUCUAUGUAGAAAAAGAACUGAUAAUUUGAGCACUGACCUUAGACUUGGUCUAAGCAUCUCUCCUCCUUCUUCUUCUCAUCAAUCUCAAUUACCAUUCAUUUCAACAACACCAAGGGAGGAAGCAUUUGACUGGCCACCAAUUAAAUCCACAUUGAGGACCACAUUGGUUGAGAAACAAAGCAAUUUUCAGAGUCAAAAACCUUCUUUAUUUGUCAAAGUUUAUAUGGAAGGCAUUCCAAUUGGUAGAAAAUUAAAUUUGUUGGCACAUCAUAGCUAUGAUGGACUUGUAAAAGCUCUUUGUCAUAUGUUUAGGACCAUUAUUCUCUGUCCUAACUCUCAACCACUUAAUCCUCGGAAUUUUCAUGUCUUAACUUAUGAGGAUCAAGAAGGGGACUGGAUGAUGGUUGGAGAUGUGCCUUGGGAGAUGUUCUUGUCCAGUGUGAAGAGGCUGAAGAUCACAAGAGCUAACAGCUGCUAGUUAAUUUACUAAUCAAGCACGUGUUUCUCCUCAAUUUUCACUGUUCAUAAAUUUUUGUUCUAAUUGUUAAUUAGCGGGGUGGGUGAAAUCAUAGAAAUUCCACAUGAAAAUCUGGCUUCAAUGAUUAUCAUUUAUUAUAUAUGAUUGCUAUAUACACCACAAAAAUUUAAAUGUAUAGCUUCUCACCUAGUUGUCAAUUUAGUGAAUAGCUAGCUAGCUAUAGUGUUAAUUAAUUAUUCUCUCUGUUUAAUUUUAUGAUGAUAUCUUUUAAUUUAGUUUCCAGCUUGUUUUGGAACUAGCUUAAUUUGUAGUCAUUAAUUUGGUAUGUUGAAUUGCAUCUCUCUUUGAUCAAUCUUACAUACAAAUACAAUGCUUAUCUAUAUUGUUUUU